ACACCAUCAGUCAUUUCCUUUGGAACUACCCCAUAACGUUCUGUUGAAAAGUCCUUCACAAGGGUUCCAACCACCACCAGAAGCCGGCAUCUCUUAAGGAAAAACUGCGGGAAGGCGUUCGAAUAGAUCAAUGGUUGGCCUGGCCAAAGCUUAUAGAUCGGUUGGCGCUGGAUCUAGGGCAUCGUACUCAGGAGAUACGCACUCGGCUCGCUCAAGGCAUUCCCUAAGCUAUGUUUUGAGCGCUUGCUCAGCUGCGGAGUCAAUUCAACGAUUCCCCGACUUGAUUUUCACACACAAAAAGCUUCUUCAAGCGAGGUCUCUCACAUCUCCUGAUGCUUGGCCCCACAGGAUUAUGGAACAAAGGAUUCCUACACCGAGGCGAGGUAUUGACGGCGAUUCUCAAAUAGCGCAGAACUGAAUGGGAUACGAUGAGAUAGAAUGCAAUAAAAACAAAGACGCAGG
Molecule: messenger RNA, 462 nt
Organism: Rubroshorea leprosula
Lineage: Eukaryota; Viridiplantae; Streptophyta; Magnoliopsida; Malvales; Dipterocarpaceae
Source: the annotation of a GenBank genome assembly